Molecule: messenger RNA, 2864 nt
Organism: Oncorhynchus mykiss (rainbow trout)
Lineage: Eukaryota; Metazoa; Chordata; Actinopteri; Salmoniformes; Salmonidae
Product: UPF0450 protein C17orf58 homolog
Molecular function (GO): protein binding
Source: RefSeq, a predicted model, not a curated record
CUUUUCAGAAGCAAUUUACAUAACAAUGGCUAACUGUGAACUUUAAAACCAUGUUACUUAAAAAAAAAAAUACUGUUCAAAUGCGACAGCCUAUGACAAUCCGUAAUCACUAAUAAUCAUUACCAUCAGUAAUUAGUGGAAUUAAAGGCUAAAGUCUGAGCCACGUUUUUUUCCAAAGGCCCCACACACAGUAGCCAACUAAAGACCGAAGGGUGUUGCAUGCAUAUAAUUCGGAAUUUAAUAGGCCCUCUAUGGCUUCAUGAAUGAAGUGUCUCUGAUGUCACUUUGUUUACCUCUGCGUCGGAGUGACACGCCUUCCAUUCCAGGCAUAUAAACCUCAGGAAUUCAGAGACACUCCAGCAGACUUCGAAAUUGAUCCAAAAGUACUUUUCAGGAUGACAGUGAUUAUUCUACUCCUGCUGGUACUUGCGUUGACUUUUUCUGAAGCGGAGGACAAUGAGCUGUUCUCCGUGAUCAGCACCCCCCCUGAGAAGGGCCAGAGUGUUUUACCUGGCCAGAAUCAGAGCACGAGGCUAGGGGUCAAAGACCCCUCUCUCCCCAUCAACGAGCUCCUGGAAAAGGGCAGCAAAGUCGGGGACUCCAAGUACGCCCUCCACCCCCUUCCCUCGGGGGUCUGGCCCAAGCACAGUGACCCUCGCCCCGGCCUCCACAACAAGAGCAAGAAGGGCCCUAAAAAUGACCGCCUGAUUGAGCACAACAGCGAGAAGAACCGCGGCGAGGCGAGUCUAGUGCUUCCCAAAAUGCCACUGACCGCUGCCACCAACCGCACACAGAAAGUAAACGUGGACCCUCACCGGGACCCCCACACCAACUUCAACAACCCUACACAGAGUGACCCGGACAGUCACCCCAACUCCAGACCCAGGGGCCAACCUCACUCGGCCCCCUCCCCUCGCAGGGACCCCUCAACCAGAAAGCUGGACCCGGAGGAGAACCGCCCUGGGGGGAAGUCCAGUCUGUACCAGUCCGGCGGCGCCACCCGGAAUAACAGCCGCUCAUCUGUGCUCCUCAACCGUCGCUCCUCCAGCCUGCUCUACCAUUUCGACAUUCUGAAACGAGAGUCUGACUUCCCUCACGAGGCCGUCUGCAUGAGUGAGUGCAGGAAGGAGAAGGAGGAGAGAGAGCACUACUGCUACAGUGAAUUUGCCGUCAAUGGGGUCGUUCACGACAUAGACGUGGUGCGUAAGGGGAUUAGACUCCUCACACUGAUGGUGAGCAGCGAUGGCUUCUACAAGAUGAGCCGCCUCUACGUCACUCCAGACAGCUUCUUUCUCAAAGUGCGUCUCCUUGUCCUGGACACCUACAAAUGUAGCAAGCCUUGUCCUGACAUCAAACUAGGUAGCCGGUACAUUAUAAUGGGUCAGAUCUACCACCGGAGGCGCCACCUCCCCAACGACCUCCUGGCCCUGCUGGGGGGAAAACUGAAGCCAGGGGACGGCCUCCUGCGUAGCAACAACUACGUCAAGCGCUUCAACAAGAGGAGACACCAGAAAGCCCUGGAGGCCACCCGCUCCAAGUGUAGGUAAAACCAAAACAGACUAUCGCCCCCCCUGCAGUGGCGGAAAAGACAUUGCAGUCGUCAACAUGAAGUGACUGAGACCUAUAACCCCUACAGCAUUUCAGCAGAGACGUAGAUGGACGAGGCCAAUAUGUUGUUUUUUUCCGGCAUGGACCUCCUGCACUUGUUUGUGUCAUAAUCCAGGUUGAGUGGUAAUGUUUUUGCUUGUCUGUCUUUACCUUGAGGCUUUGCGUCCUCCUUGAUAGAAGACACAAGUGGAGUCUAUAUCAAAGGUUCUCGUCUUUCAACCUCUGCUUGAAGUAUUGCCCCAUCAGAUUUCCUAAAUGGAUUUUUAUUUUAUUUUGUUUUUAAACCUUUAUUUAACUAGGCAAGUCAGUUAGAACAAAUUAUUAUUUACAAUGACUGCCUACCCGGACCAAACACGGACGACACUUAUUAUUGUGAAUGAGCAUAGAGUUGGCUAGAGGGCACACUUAACAAAGAUAAAAUAUGAGCUCUCUAGUAUUUCUCUACUCUAGUCAUUUAUUAAGAUGUCAUAGUACUGAAAAUUAUAAUUUAUUCAUGCCUGGUACUUGAAUUGGUCAGAUCAGUGCCUCUCAAAUUGGUUUAUUUUACGAUUGAACAAUUCUGCCAGUGAACCCAGAGUUCUGGUUCAAUGGAGUAAUUCAGGUAGAGGACAUUUUCAUUGGCUAAUCCGAUGUAAAACAAAGUUUCAUCAGAAUGUUUUGGUUGUCCCGUAUCAACACUUGAAGAUGGUGUCUGAGCAUGUGAAUGAAGCCCAUAUUUACCCCGAGGGAGGAAGACUUCCAACUCCAGCCCCACUAUUCACACGAACACACCCGCACAUCUUCAAUUUGGCUUGUUCCAAGGUAUCCUAAUCAUCCAUGUUCCAAGUUAUCCUAAUCAUCCAUGUUCCAAGUUAUCCUAAUCAUCCAUGUUCCAAGUUAUCCUAAUCAUCCAUGUUCCAAGUUAUCCUAAUCAUCCAUGUUCCAAGUUAUCCUAAUCAUCCAUGUUCCAAGUUAUCCUAAUCAUCCAUGUUCCAAGUUAUCCUAAUCAUCCAUGGGAAAGACGAUCUGUUCAGAUCUAGAUCUAAUCACACUGGUGAUUCUCCAAUGGCAAGUGUCUAAUCACAUUUCCCCUUUAGCACUUGGUAGGAAACUUUAAAGGACUUCCUAUUGACUGAAUAUACAAUAACAGCAAACUCCUAUUUAUGCCUGUAAGAAAAGCUGUCAAAUUUUCAUACUGUUUUUUUGUGCCUGUCAUUUGAUUGCAGGAAAUGCACUUUUACUGUAUGUGAAAAAUAAGGGGGGGGGGGGGGGGGGGG